AUGCCAUCUUUUGAUCGUAGUACCACAGGGAAGGAAGUCGUCGAGACGUUCGCCGAAAACCUCAAAGGGAAAACAGUUGUAAUCACAGGUCCUAGCUUCAAGUCAAUAGGCGCUGAAAUCGCAAUUUCUCUAGCAUAUGGCUCACCAUCAACCAUCCUCCUCCUAGGUCGCACAGAGUCUAAAAUCACCCCAGUCAUCUCGCAAAUCAAAGCUUUUAACCCAUCCAUUACCGUCUCAUUCAUUCAUCUCGACCUUGCCGAUCAAGCAUCCAUCCGCAAGACUACUGAGGCGGUGUCUGAUGCUGUUGGCAAGAUCGAGUAUCUCAUCAACUGUGCUGGCGUGAUGGCCAUUCCUAGUUUCCAAACCACGAAAGAUGGGAUCGAGAUGCAGUUCGGAUGCAACCACAUUGGGCAUUUCUUGCUCACCAAUCUACUGAUGCCAAAGAUAUUUGCGGCUGGGAAGGGAGCGAGGGUUGUGAAUGUGAGCAGUACUGGAUACAGGCUAGCUGGUGUGAGGUUCGAUGACUAUAACUUCGAGGAGGGCAAAGUAUACGACCCAUGGUAUGGAUAUGCACAGUCCAAAACAGGAAACGUUCUUUUCGCAGCUGGGUUGGCGCAGAAGUUGAAGAGCAGGGGUAUUCAGUCCUUUGCUUUGCAACCUGGAUUGGUUCUCGAAUCCAAUCUCUCUGGACAUGUUACGCCCGAUAUGUGGACUAGUGCUCUGAAAAUUGCAAACGAGGCUACAGAGGGAAGUAUAACGGAACUGGAAGUCCCAAAGACAUUGCAGGAGGGUUCCUCUACGCCUCUUGUAGCAGCUCUGGACCCGACAAUUGAAUCACAAUCAGGAGGAUUCCUCCAAGAUUGUGUGGUAAUUCCUAUUGAAGGGGAACAUGCAAAAGGACAGGAGAACAUUGACAAGUUAUGGGCAUUGAGUGAGAAGUUGGUAGGACAGAAGUUCGAAUUGUAA
Mollisia scopiformis is the source of this 966-nucleotide messenger RNA. RefSeq names its product NAD(P)-binding protein. Bases 1 to 966 code for a protein of 321 amino acids. The record is from RefSeq and is a predicted model, not a curated record. The transcript is spliced from 5 exons. Lineage: Eukaryota; Fungi; Ascomycota; Leotiomycetes; Helotiales; Mollisiaceae.